AUGAAGUCGAAGAAGAGAAAGAGCUUCACUAAGCUAGGGGAUGAAGAACUAGAAGGUCAUCAUCAGCAUCAUAGUCAUCUAUCUGCCAGACGGGCUAUUUAUUGUAAACGAAAACGAACUUUGAAAGCACAAUCAAUCUACUGUGGAAAGCUUCUUUUACUGUAUAUUCUUUACCUUGGAAUUGGUGCAGCUGUUUUUAAGAAAAUAGAAUUCCCUGUUGAGAUCGCAAAAUGCAAACAUGCUGUUGGAGAAGCGAGAAAUGGUCAAGUCUGGAAAGUGCGGCAGACGCUUGUCAAUCUUGGGCUCAAUACCCUCAUUUGCUCUGGGCUCAAAAAAUUUCUAUUCGAUUAUAAAUCGAUGCCAGAUGAUACAUUGCCGGAAAAGUUGGUAACGAUGUUUUCCGACUGGACUGAUGAAGAUUGCUCAAAGAGUUCUUAUAAAACGAUUGUCAUGGAUACGAUGAUGGAAGAAAUGAACAGUGAAAAGCCGGAUAGAGCCGUGGUCAAUCAAUAUCACAGAGUUUGGCAGCAAGCAACUCAACUCGGAGCAUCAAAACUGGGUCAAGACGACGAAUUGGUCGUCUCUCAAAAAGCGCUGCUGGACACUUUCGGAGAAAUAUCAAGAACGAGUAUCAACGAUUUCAGCUCGCUCCAAAGCGACUGUUACGGGGGAAAUUCAAGGUGGGACUAUCACAAUGCUUUUUUCUUUGCUGGAACGUUGGUUUCGACGAUUGCUUACCUCCUCUCCGUCAUUUCCGAAAUCAUCAACGACUGCUUGCGAAAAUGCCGCAGCAAACUAGAACGCUUCGUCCAAUCCGCCAAGGGUUGCUGCAAAAACGAGCGAAUUUCUUCCAUCGUCUCUUUUUCCUACAUUUCGAUCGGCUUCGUCCUCACUUUUGUGCUUCCAUGCGUCGCUUUUAUCAAAAUCGAGCAAUGGACGAUUCUCGAUGCUGUUUAUUUUUCAAUUAUUACGCUGACCACGGUUGGUUUUGGGGAUUAUAUUCCGAGUGUGGCGCCGCCGGAAAAAUAUGCGAACAAUGUUCGAAAUGAUUCUGUUUGCUUCCAGGCGAUGAUUGAGCCAGUAACGAUGGUCAAAAUCAGCAACCGAACUGGUCUUCCUGAGCUUUGUGCUCCCAGCAUGUGGCCUUCAAAAAUUGAAAUGCUUUACACUUCAUACAGAAUUGUCGUCUUCACAUGGAUUAUUUUCGGUCUUGUUUGGGUUUCUGGUUUGAUAAGCCUGGUGACCGAAAGAAUCCGAAAACGCGCUCAAAUCAAGCUGGGGUCAACUAUUCCUACAAUGACAAACUCGGCCUCGAACAUCAUCAGUCUCAUGACACCUUCUCGCCCAUCCAGACUUCCUGUUCGAAGGAGGUUGAAUUUUGGCCAAGACAACGACGAAAACAACCGACCAGUGUCGACUCGCGAAUCUACCGACGAUUUCCUGAAGCGUCAAAUUUCUGAAGCAAUGGAAUCGGAAGAACGCCGCUUUGCUGAAAUUUACAACUUCAACACGACUACCGGUCGACCCAUUAGAUCAAGUGAAAGUGAACAAAACUACGAUUGGACUAUCACCCGCUCUGCUCCACGAUACUAUCGAGCCAUCGCCCUCCGAAAUCGUCGAGCCGAAGCCCUGAACGCCGUCGGAAGCAAAAAAGCCGCGACUCUUCCCGACUUUGCCUCCCCAGCGAAGCGAUCCCCAACCAAACGAACUCGCGCCCAACUCGACUUUUCGAAUUCCGCGCCAGUUUCAGCCACAGAAGCGAAGAAAGCCAAAAUGACAAAACUCACCAUCCGGCCGAAAAAUCAACAAGAAUCCGUCUCAAAGUAA
Molecule: messenger RNA, 1827 nt
Organism: Oikopleura dioica
Lineage: Eukaryota; Metazoa; Chordata; Appendicularia; Copelata; Oikopleuridae
Source: the annotation of a GenBank genome assembly